Messenger RNA from Capsella rubella, 729 nucleotides. Its product is annotated as peptidyl-prolyl cis-trans isomerase CYP18-2. NCBI's taxonomy places the organism in Eukaryota, Viridiplantae, Streptophyta, Magnoliopsida, Brassicales, Brassicaceae. Gene Ontology annotation, biological process: protein folding; protein peptidyl-prolyl isomerization. The transcript is spliced from 6 exons. The coding region runs from base 64 to 558 and encodes 164 amino acids. Gene Ontology annotation, cellular component: catalytic step 2 spliceosome. Gene Ontology annotation, molecular function: peptidyl-prolyl cis-trans isomerase activity. The record is from RefSeq and is a predicted model, not a curated record.
UUGUCUGCUUCGAUCUCCGACGAGACACUUCUCUCUCUCUAGACCUUCCGCCAUCUCUGAAUAAUGUCGGCGAGACCUGAAGGAAGUCCGCCGGAGGUUACGCUGGAGACCUCCAUGGGUCCCUUCACCGUCGAGAUGUAUUACAAACACUCCCCGAGAACUUGCCGGAACUUCGUUGAGCUAUCCCGGAGAGGUUACUAUGAUAACGUUCUGUUUCACAGAAUCAUCAAGGAUUUCAUUGUGCAAGGUGGAGAUCCUACAGGAACUGGAAGAGGUGGUCAAUCCAUUUAUGGUUCUAAGUUUGAGGACGAGAUAAAGCCAGACUUGAAGCACACUGGAGCUGGAAUCUUAUCAAUGGCAAAUGCUGGUCCCAAUACAAAUGGGAGUCAGUUCUUCAUCACUUUAGCACCAGCACCGUCCUUGGAUGGAAAGCACACAAUCUUUGGCAGAGUGUGCCGAGGUAUGGAGGUGAUCAAGAGGCUCGGUAGUGUCCAAACCGAUAACACUGACAGGCCAAUCCAUGAAGUGAAGAUUCUAAGAACCAAAGUGGUCGAUUAGGGAAGACGAGUCUUUGGUGAGGAGCGCAGAAGCAUCAGUGAAACGUUUAUGACAUGAAGAACUGUAACACUCUACUGAUCCUUGAUACUAUUGUAGACUGGUUUUGGUCAAAGUUUUGACUCUACUUUGAUUAUAAAAGAUGGAUUUGAAUCCGUUUAUUUCAUCUUCUAA